This is a messenger RNA of Phymastichus coffea, 966 nucleotides long. Its product is annotated as piggyBac transposable element-derived protein 3-like. The transcript is spliced from 3 exons. The record is from RefSeq and is a predicted model, not a curated record. NCBI's taxonomy places the organism in Eukaryota, Metazoa, Arthropoda, Insecta, Hymenoptera, Eulophidae. Bases 1 to 966 code for a protein of 321 amino acids.
AUGAGUCGUGAUAGGUUUUGUGAAAUAAAAACAAAAAUAAAAUAUUCUAAACCUAAAGAUAAAAAUGACCAUGACAAAGCUUGGAAAGUCCGGGAAAUAUUAAAUCUAUUCAAAACAAAUAUUCAACAAUUUGGCUUUUUUAUGACAGCUCUUUCUGUAGAUGAAAUGAUGGUCAGAUUUUUUGGACAUACUUGCCUAAAACAAUAUUUACCUUGCAAGCCUGACAGAUAUGAACUAAAGCUCUGGGGAUUGUGUGGAGCAAAUGGGUAUUUGUUCAAUAUGGACAUUUACUGUGGUAAAAAUGAUACUAGCAUUGGAAUAAAUUUAGCAUCAUGUCCACUUGGAUCCAGAGUAGUUGUACAAAUGAUCAAUCCUCUUUUACUUGGCAUUUCAAAAAGAAAGCUAUUAGACUAUCACCUCUAUUUCGAUAAUUAUUUCACUAGUCCUGAUUUAAUUGUACACUUGAGCAAAUAUGGAUUGCGAUCGACAGGAACUGUACGCAAGGAUAGAGUGAAAGUAAAGCAUACUUUUGAAAAAAAAGCUCCGCGAGCAGUUGGUGUUACACCUAUAAAACCAAUAAAAAGGUAUUCACGAACUGCUAAAGAUAGAAUAGAAAUAGGAUUUCCUUUUGCCUUCUCACUGUACAACAAAUUUAUGGGAGGCGUAGACUUGCACGAUUUUCUAUGUAAAAAAGCUUGCCCAAGUAUUAGCUCAAAAAAAUGGACAUUCAAAAUUUUCUCGCGUAUCCUUCAAGCUUCAGUUACAAAUAUUUUAACACUUUGGAACAUUUGCAAUACCGACAAAACUAAACAUGUUACAACAAAAUAUUUAUGUAAAGAAAUCAGUAGAAUUAUGAAACUAGAACUAGAGCAGUAUGUAACUACAAGGAGUGUCGUCAGAUUUUGCAUUGAUUGCGACAAGUACUAUUGCUUGCACUGUUUUCCUCUUUUGCAUCAAGCGAAAUAA